Molecule: messenger RNA, 3866 nt
Organism: Cuscuta epithymum
Lineage: Eukaryota; Viridiplantae; Streptophyta; Magnoliopsida; Solanales; Convolvulaceae
Source: the annotation of a GenBank genome assembly
GGCACUUAUUAUUUUGAAAGUAACUUAUCAAAAUUGCAGUUGAAACUAUGAAUUAAUUUAUUAUUGCUACUAUUAUCAAGAGGGCUGUGGGGCAAAAGAUUAUUCCUUUUUAAAGACUCUCAUCUUGUUUGCUUAUUUCUUUUAGUUCAGAUUUUAUAUUACAGUAUAUGGCCGUAACAUUGAGAUUUUUUGGAUCUGUGGAAUGGGCGCAAUUUUGAGAUUUUCUGGAUGUAUGUAAUGGCCGUAACUUUGACCAAAUACCUAUACAAGUUCUAUUAUUUUUAUUGAUUUGCAAUUUGAAUAUUUUCAUGUAGCAGAAGUUAAACUGUGUUCAUUUAGGAAGAUUGCUGUAUUUUUAGGAACUGAAAAGGGAAAAAACUGAUCAGUUUUGACCUUGUUCGGUUGCAAAACACAGAUUCUCUCGUUUUGCUAACAGAGCCUGUAGAGAACCUUGGCUGUGAUAGAGUUUGGCUGCAAUUUCAAUAAAUGAGUCAUGUUUUGCCGGCGGAAAAGGUUGCUCUCCAUAUUCUUGGUUGGAGUUCACCGAUUUGGUCCAUCUUAUCCAUUAAACCAUCUGGCUCUACCUCAAUACUUCACUAAUCAUUUCGUAACUCCCCAGUCACCAUCAAUACUGGACGAUGAUUCAUCAUGGUCUUUCAGGUUAGGGUUUCCUGCCUUUGGAGUCUUUUCUUCCUCUUUUUCUUCCCUGAGCAACAAACAAUUGGAAGUCCCUUAUUUGGACAAUAAAGAUGGUCAUACCAAAUAUGAAGCUUGUAGUGAUAGUGAUGAAGACAAUGGUGGACCUAUAGUCCACGGAAGCCGAAAUUAUUUAACUGGAAGUCUUGAAAGAAUAAUGGGUAUUUUACAAAAUCCAGGGGCAAAUGCAUCUCAAGUGAAUAAGCAGCUUGAGGAAUGUCAUGUAAAGGUUGUGCCUGAGCUAGUAUCAGAUGUCAUCUCUAGGGUUCGUAAUGACUGGGAAUUGGCAUUCACAUUUUUUCUUUGGGCUGGGAAGCAACCAGGCUACUCACAUUCUGUGCGUGAAUUCCACUCCAUGAUUGCUAUACUUGGGAAAAUGAGGAAGUUUGACACGGCAUGGGCAUUAAUUGAUGAGAUGAGGGGUGGGAGGAAUGGACCGUCUCUAGUUACUCCACAGACACUCUUGAUCAUGAUAAGGAAAUAUUGUGCUGUUCAUGAGGUUGGAAAAGCUAUCAGUACAUUGUAUGCACACAAGCGGUUUAACUUUGAAGUAGGAACAGAGGAAUUCCAGAACUUCCUCUCUGCCCUUUGUAGGUACAAGAAUGUAAGUGAUGCUGAACACUUGCUGUUUGCAAACAAAGAAGUGUAUGGUUUGAAUACCAAGAGUUUCAAUAUCAUUCUCAAUGGAUGGUGUAAUAUUGUUGGUGACCUUCGUGAAGGGAAAAGAAUUUGGAGGCUGAUGAAGGAGAUGGGGAUUCCCCGUGAUGUUUUCUCAUAUUCCAGCAUCAUGUCUAGCUAUUCAAAGUCUACUAAUCUCAAUGGAGUGCUCAAGCUUUUUGACCAAAUGAAAGAACAUGGUAUUAGCCCUGAUAGGAAAGUAUACAAUGCAGUAAUUCAUGCUCUUGCUAAGGGAAAGCUGAUGAAAGAAGCUCGGAAUGUAAUGAAGUCGAUGGAAGAGAAGGGUAUAUCUCCUGAUGUGGUCACUUACAACUCAUUGAUCAUGCCCAUUUGUAAGCACCGUCUGUCAUAUGAAGCCAAGGAGAUAUUUAAUGAGAUGACACAACGAGGCAUAACCCCAACUGUACGAACUUACCAUGCUUUCUUUCGAAUCAUGAGGAUAGAAGAAGAAGUUUUUGAACUCUUGAAUAACAUGCAUGUAAUGGGCUGUCAGCCAACACAUGAUACAUACAUCAUGCUGAUUAGGAAAUUCUGCCGUUGGGAAAAAAUUGAUAGUGUUUUCAGAUUGUGGACUGAUAUGAUCAAGAAUGGGCUUGAUCCUGACCGAAGCUCUUACAUUGUGCUGAUACAUGGACUCUUUCUGAAUGGAAGGCUUGAAGAUGCAAACAGAUACUAUUUGGAGAUGAAAGAGAAAGAUUUAUUACCAGAACCAAAGAUAGAAAAAAUGCUUCAGGCUUGGGCUGCUAGUAGGCAAGCAGCAGGGCUAUCGGUGACAAGUUCAGAGGAGAACACAGGGUGUUUUAGUAAACCAGUAAACAAAACUAGAACAAAACCCCAAAAAAGUGAUAGAGGAAAGGAUUUUUUGCGACAACCUGAAAGUAGAGCAGUCACAAGAGAACACGGCUUUUCUUUUUGGGAUGAAUAGCAUGAUUGAUUCUUAAAAGUUUUCUAGCAUGUUCAUUUGGACUGGAAUUUUCCGGCUAGAAGCCGUGAAUACAGCUGCAGCAGUGCAAAUCCCUCAGCUAUUGUGUGGUGGAAAAGUUGGCAACAUAGACAAACAAACAAAUAAACCAUUUCUUCGCUUCUUCAUAUCUCAGGCUUACAAGUAAUACAUAUGACAUUACCUUAAAACCAAACUAGGGCCGUGUUACAUCAGAUGAAGACAUUUAGAAACUGGUUGCGAUGUGUUUUGAUAAGGUAGGCAUCUGAAUCCUAUUGCUCUCUUGUGGUUGGUGUUAUUUUUCCCAGACACAAGUUGAGGUUGCUAUAAAAGCUGCUGAUGGAGAUUUGAAUGUUGCCAUGGAGGUUCUGAUGACCCAAAAGGCAGAUUUGCAAGUAUUUAUGUUAUUGUAGUGGUAAUAAGGGUAUGUUGCACAAAUGCUAAGAAUCUAACACUGUCUGUUUCCCACUGACAGGAAUAGUUUCCAUGACAAGGCUGAUUGAAUCAAAGACGUUAAGUGAUGUCUUCUAAACCUAUAAAGGCCAGAGUGAUGAUAUUCCAGUACCCUCAUCCUUGUGUAUUCAUGAUUCUUAUAUUUGUCAUUUCUCAGUAAACUGAAUUGAGACUGGCAUAUUUAGGUUGAGGUAUUCCUUCGUCAUACAUCUCAGCAACGUGGUGAAUUGCCUCUAAUCGACAUGUUUGGCUCCGCAGAUAACAUUCUGGAGCUUUUGGACCAUAUCAAAUCAGGUGUACUGAUGUACAAAAACUUACCCUUGUGGCCACACACUCAAAAGAACAAUUCCUCUUGCCUUAACUUUUCAAAUGGUUCCAAGUUUUAUGUCACAUGAACACUUUCUCCAGUACAAAGUUGUCUCGCCUCUAAUAUGAAAGAGUGCUCCCCAUUAAUAAUAGGGAAAUUAUCAAUGACCCCCUUUGGAGGUUUGGUGUAUAAUAACUCACACCCAUGCACUGUAAAAAAUGCACUCUUAUCCCCUCAUUAUCUUUUAAUGAUGGUUAAGUUACUUUUAAUUUACUUUAGAUAAAUUAUAGAUAUUGUAUUGUAACUUUUCAUUGUGUCCGCUUUUAAUGUUGAAUUUUAUUGAACUACAUAUUUGAUAUGUAUAAUUAAUAAAUUUGUUUAUAAUAAUUAAUAAAGACCCUUCCCCCGGAAAUCAAAUUUAAUUCAACAAUAUAUGAUCAAAACCGACUUACUCUAGAUAGUUCGCUUUAUGUCUUUGGAUGUGAACUAUCUAGAGUGAGGUAAGGUUUGAUCAUUUUUUGUUUCAUUAAGUUCGAUUUCCGAUGGAAGAGUCUUCAGUGUGCAUAAAUUUAUUAAUUAUCCGAUCAAAGUGGUCACAAUCAAAAGUUAGAGGAACUAUGUUUAUAAUUCUCUAAACGUAAAUUAAAAGUUACUCAACCAUCAUUAGAGGAUAGGGAGGGGGUAAGAGUACAUUUUUUUUAGGCUAAAGGGUCAAAUAGGUACAUGAACUAACUUAAAGUGUUCAAUUAGCCCCUUAUAUAGGAGGUUCUGCCCGGUCGUCGCCAAUUGGGG